Molecule: messenger RNA, 1047 nt
Organism: Parascedosporium putredinis
Lineage: Eukaryota; Fungi; Ascomycota; Sordariomycetes; Microascales; Microascaceae
Source: the annotation of a GenBank genome assembly
AUGGCCGUCAACGUCUGCUACAUGGUCGUCGUCCCCAAGGAGAACCAAAUCUCCGACAACGUCGCCCAACAAUUCUUCCAACGCACGUUCGGCGUCCUCGGCGACGACGACACGGGCGAGCGCGUGCUCAACGCCUUCCUCGCCAUCUCCUCCCUCGGCAACAUCAUCGUGAUGACCUACACCGCCUCGCGCAUGAAGCAGGAGAUUGCCAAGCAGGGCUUCCUCCCCUUUGCCCAGUUCUUCGCCACCGACCGCGACUUCAGCCUGGGCCGCCUCCUGCGGUGGUUCCAGGGCCGCAACUACUUCACCUCCCUACUACAGCACAAGUGGUUCUCCCCCGAAACCCACACGGAAAAGACCCCCGUCGGCGCCCUCUUCCUCCACUUCGUCUCCUGCAUGAUCCUCAUCGCCGCCACCUCGCGCCUCCACCCGGACGACUCGUACGUCAUCCUCUCCAGCUCCAGCGCCUACCUCUUCCCCGCCUUCUUCGGCCUCCUCCUCGCCCUCGGCAUCCUCAUCCUCCGCUUCGGCACCCCGCCCGCCACCGCCCCCGUCUCUACCCCGCUCCACCCUUCCGUCCCCGGCUCCCACCACCACCAGUACGCCGCCAAGCGCACCUGGGCCCAGAUGACCGAGGGCACCGUCAACCCCACCCUCAGCGUCCGCAGCAACGUCGCCUGGUUCGUCGUCCCCACCAUCUCCUGCAGCGUCCUCGCUCUCUCCUCCUUUUGGUUCCUCGGCUUCCUCGCCCGCGCCAAGCGCCGGGAACGCAAGCGUCACCAAGAGUUCGUCAUCGAGCGCUCGCCCGAGUUCGAGUUCGCCGAGGGCGACGACGGCUUCCACGGCGGCGAGGACGGCAACGACGCCGGUAGACGGGCCGGCGGUCUUAUCCUCACCCACGAGACCGUGUCCCACGUGUGGAGGGGCAAGGAUACCAUGGAGCUGGAGAGGAUGGCGGACGCUCCCGUGGCUGAGGUGCAGAAGCCGCCGGCAUUUGUGAAUAACAAUCCGUAUGCCGGGACCGACUUUGAGGGUAUGGGAAGGUAA